CGCUCAGUUUGAGACGCAGGCGAGAAUCGCCGAGGAAGCCACCGAGAGGCUUCGAAACGAGGCGACGCUGCGCACCAAAAUGGAGGACGCGCACAGACGGGAGAUCGCCCGCCUCAGGGAGAUGCACGCGUCGGAGCUGGCCGGCGUGAGGGGUGACCUCGCGCUGAGGGCGAGGAUGGCCUCCUCGAGAGACGGUCGAGACGGAGGACGAAGCCCCGCACACCCAUUCGAGGGACGCGCGGGGGGCCCAAUCGGGGACGACGCCGGGGCUUCGGGGGCGGGCACCGGGCACCCCCACGAACCGGCGUCGCGGUCCCACGAUCGCCCCGGGGUCCCCACCGCGCGCGCGAUCGCCGAGCUUGAGAGGAACGAGGGUCGCAUGCGCCCCUCGGAGAGGGUCGACGCGAAGGUUCGCGGCUGGAACGUUCCCGACGCCGUCGGGGUUGGGGUCGACCCGAGCGAGGGGACCAUUGAAUGGGACGCGACGCGACCGCCCGGGAGGGACACCCCGACCGGAGGAACCGGGACCGGGACGCAGCAGAGCCAGUGGCAAGGCACGCAGCGCAAGUACGCCCCGUCGGAGACUGGCAGCGAGCGAAGCGGGCGGAGCCGGGCGGGAACCGCGGCGCAGGUUGCCGCGGCGCUGCGCGGGGGCGGCGCGACGGCGGUCGAAGCGCUGCUGCGGAACGGCGACUUUGACCCGGUGGACGGCGCCCGGAUCGGUGCGUUCCCCGGGCAGGGAAGCGUCCCGCGUCCGAGCAAGUCGAGCCGCACGAUGACCGUGGCGCAGCUGGUCGUCCGCGGGUUCACCCGAGCGGAGGCUGCGGAGUCGCUCGACGCGCUGGGCGACGACGUGGACGUCGACACGGCGCACGAGUGGCUGACGGACCGCGACUUGACGGGCGGGCUCGCGACGUGAGUGAGACUCGGGCGGCGAGCGAGUGAGACGGGAGACGCGCGAGUCGCGAUGGGAUAUUUGAAAUACGAAUGGACCAACACGUU
Molecule: messenger RNA, 1002 nt
Organism: Micromonas commoda
Lineage: Eukaryota; Viridiplantae; Chlorophyta; Mamiellophyceae; Mamiellales; Mamiellaceae
Exons: 1
Coding region: 80-919 (279 amino acids)
Source: RefSeq, a predicted model, not a curated record